AAUCUUAUUUUCAUUUAUUUGUUCUUGAUGACUCGGUAUUUGCACAUGUUUUCCCCUUUGUUUCUUGAUUGUUUGAGAUUGAAUUAUCGUGUCUUUGGCCUAUUUUACGCUAGGUUGUGUUCCUUUGUCACAUUUCAGGUCCUAGCACAUAAAGUGAAGCAUAGGCGCAAGUUUCAAGUCAAUCAGAGAUCAAUUGACGAUUCGGGAGAAGAAACUCGGGUAUGACUUGAAGAAGAAUGGAUUUCUACCUCACUUUAUGGACAAAGAAUCAUGCAAGCUUGUCAUGAAAAGAAAGAGGACGAGACUACGAGUGUCUGGGAUCAAACGGCGACUGAUUCGGAGUCCGGACGAGGGAGAAACGAAGCAUUAAACAGAGGCUGAGCAAGCCACACGGGCACAACCCACACGGCCGUGUGACCUGGCCAUGUGGCCGUGUGGAAAUCACCGAGCCUUCACACAGGCAGCUGGGAAAGCCACACGGCCGUGUGGCCUGGCCGUGUGAGUCGGGAAUUGCUGUUUAAAACCCAAUUUUCAGCAAAAGGAAAGGGGGAGAGCUGGGUUUUGGAUCCCAAACACCCAAGGGACGAACCCUAGAGAGAGAGAGCGACUUGGGAACAUUCUUGGAGCUAUUUCGGAGGAUUUCUUCGCCAUUGGAGCUCGGGAAUCAAGCUUGGAGAUGGAGAUUGAAGAUCUAGAUCAGAUUUCUGCAGUCUCUCUCUUCUCUAUGGAGUAACUUCCCUUCACUUAGGUUUUGAGGAACCUUAGUUCCAUGAGUUAGGAUCUUUCUUGUAUGAAGUUUUGGAUGCUAUAUUGUUUGAUUAUAAUCGAAUGAUGCAUGUUUAUUUAGUCAAUUGAAGUCUGAUCAACUUUUCCUGAUUCUUGCUGCAAUCUGAGAUAGAUAGAAUCUUAUUAGGUUGCUAGAGUCUCAUCAUUCGGUAGUAGGAGAUUGGCUAUACGAGAGUUAGCCAGUUUACUGCUUUGUACUGGAAUCCAAUUCCAGUAGUGGAGUUCUGUGCUUAUUGCUUCAGCUUUCUAUCCCGGUGAAGACUAGUCGUCUGCCGGAUAGUUAGACUGAGAGGGCUUGGUCAGCUUAAGAGAUUCCAAGCUACUGUCGGAUCUUCCGCAGUUUAAUCAACAGUAAAUCAACCAAAAGGAAUUACAACUUGGACCUAAUUGAGGAGCUAGGGGGAAUCAUACCUAAGUAGUUCCCAAACUGUAAUUAGUAGUUUUACUUAGUUUAGUUAGUAUAGUAGUUUAGUUAAUCAAUCCUUAACCUAGUCUGCUAGAUAAUGAACUGAAGCUGAGUAAUAGUAACUCUAGAGACCCGUGGAUACGAUAUUUAUUACUUGUGCCACUAUACUGCAGUCCCUUUCAUUGGUUACACUUGGCCAUUGUUAGGUGUUGUGUUUUAGAGCAUCAGUUCUACAUAACAUCUGUCAUUUUCAAAAAUGACCCGAUUCCCAUUACUGCGUAGUUGACUAAUAGACAGAAGAUUGUGUUUUAAUCCAUCUACAAGCAGAACAUUUUUUAUCACAGGUAAAGGGUUUUUUCCUAUGCAUCCAGAGCCAAUAAUUAAUCCCUGACUAUCAUCACCAUAUGUAACUUUUCCACCACGUUUCAUAGUCAAGGAGUUAAACAGAUGUUUCUUACCGGACAUGUGAUGAGAGCAGCCACUGUCCAAAUACCAUUUUGAGUCGGUUGUAGGAGUGUAUAAAUUCUGACUUGUCUUGAAGGAGAAUUCAGAGUCAUUUAGUUCUGCUGAAGCCAUGAGAGCUUCUUCAUCUCCUAAAUCCUCUUCUUCUUCUUAUUCAUAGUCACUCCAGAUGGCUUUCAUUGCUUUUUCUUUUGCUCUUAAAGUAAGCGGACAGUUUGCUCGAAUGUGUCCUGGCUUUCCACAUUUAUAGCAAUCCUGAGCUUCCCUUUCUUGAUUACCUGGUUCAAAAGUCCUGGUAUGUGGAGUACGCAGCCUGUUUUGAGGGAAACUUUUAACUUUGUCAAAAGGGUUAGAGCGAUUAUAGGAAUUUCUAUUAUUAGCCUUUUGAUUUUGCUCUUGUUUAUAUUUCAGCAUCCUAUGAAAUUUAUUACUCACUAGAGCAAAUUCUCUAACAAAUUCCUCUCCCAGAUCAGAAUCAGAUUCAUAUUCUAUUGGCUGAGACUUGAAAGCUAAAGACUUUUUCCGUUUCUCAUCAUUGUUGUUAACUUGUUUAAGAACAUGUUCGUGACUUAGGAGAGAUCCAACAAGCUCAUCUACAGGAAGAGUGUUUAAGUUUUGAGCUUCCUCUAUAGCAGUCCUCUUGGGAAGCCAUUCCUUAGGAAGAGAUCUCAGGAUUUUCCUAUUUAAAUCUUUAGUGAGAAAAGUUUUCCCUAAUCCUUUUAGUUUGUUAAUAAGAACUGUAAAUCGAGACUUAUUAGAGAGAUCCAACAAGCUCAUCUACAGGAAGAGUGUUUAAGUUUCGAGCUUCCUCUAUAGCAGUCCUCUUGGGAAGCCAUUCCUUAGGAAGAGAUCUUAGGAUUUUCCUAUUUAAAUCUUUAGUGAGAAAAGUUUUCCCUAAUCCUUUUAGUUUGUUAAUAAGAACUGUAAAUCGAGACUUAUUAGAGAAAUCCAACAAGCUCAUCUACAUGAAGAGUGUUUAAGUUUCGAGCUUCCUCUAUAGCAGUCCUCUUGGGAAGCCAUUCCUUAGGAAGAGAUCUUAAGAUUUUCCUAUUUAAAUCUUUAGUGAGAAAAGUUUUCCCUAAUCCUUUUAGUUUGUUAAUAAGAACUGUAAAUCGAGAGUACAUUUCAUGAAUUCCUUCACCUAGAUCCAUGUCGAAGCACUCAUAUUCGUUGACCAGAAGAUCAAUUCUAGUUUCUUUGAUGUUCGAUGAUCCUUCGUAAGUGCUCUCCAGUGAACUCCAGAUUGCUUGCGCAGUCUCUCAAUGUUCCACUUAAUCGGCUUCUUCAGAUGCCAUAGCUGACUACAGGAUGUGCAUAGCCCUUUGAUUUAGUUGGGCGCUCUUCUUUUGAGCUGCUGACCAUAAAUUUUGCUGAUCUGCAUCCAUGGAGACAGGCCCAUCACGCACGACAGUCCAUGAUAGACCGUUAAUUGCACAUGUUUUUACCCCUAUUCUUGAGCCGUUUGAGAUGUUGAUUCUCGUGUUUUAGGCCGAUUUCACGCUAGGGUGUGCUUGUUUGUGAUAUUUCAGGUCCUAGUACGUGAAUGAAGGUUUGGGAGCGAGUUCGGGGUCGACUGGACGAAGAUCGGAAGUGUGGCGAGUCGCUGAGGAAGCCACACGGGCACCCAUAAAACCCACACGGCCGUGUAGGAAAUCAAUGUGGCCGUGUGGGAUUAUGCGAGGCUUCACACGGGCAGACUGGGCAUGCCACACGGUCGUGUGUCCCUGGCCGUGUAGGAAGCCUGAAAUCCAAUUACUCGGAACGCGGCGUUUUGUCUCUCACACGGGCAUCUGGGUAUGCCACACGGCCGUGUGGCCUGCCCGUGUGGGUUCGGAAUUCUGGUUUUUACCCAAUUUCGAGCCACAAGUUAGGGAAUCGACUUUUGAAAGCAAAAACAAAGCCCUAGAGAGAGAAAGUGCGAAGAACUCAUCCUAGAAGCAAUCUUGGAGCUGGGUUUCAUCAAAUCGAGCUUGGAGAUCAUCAUAGGAGUGGAAAUCAUCAUCCCAAAGCAGAUUCUUCCCAUUGUUAUGAGUAUGACUGCUUUGUAUUCUGUUUUCUUCUCUCUCUCUAUGGAGUAGAACCCUUCUCUCACUUGGGUAUGAAGAACCCUAGUUCCAUGUGUUAGGGAUUUGAUUGUAAUGACUUGGGAUGAUUAUACUGUUUGGUUUUAAUCGAAUGAUGCAUGUUUCAUUGAAUUGAUUGAAGUCUGAUCAGCUUUUCUUGAUUUCUGCUGCAACCUGAGAUAGAUAGAAUCUGAUUAGGUUGUUAGAGCUUCUUCAUUCGGUAGUAGGAGAUUGGCUAUACAAGAGUUAGCCAGUUUACUGCUUUGUACUGGAAUCCAAUUCCAGUAGUGGAGUUUUGUGCUUAUUGCUUCAGCUUUCUAUCCCGGUGAAGACUAGUCGUCUGCCGGGUAGUUAGACUGAGAGGGCUUGGUCAGCUUAAGAGAUUCCAAGCUACUGUCGGAUCUUCCGCAGUCUAAUCAACAGUAAAUCAACCCAGGGUAAUUACAACUGAGACCUAACUAAGGAGCUAGGGGGACUCAUUCCCGAGUGACUCUUCCUUGCUUUAGAAAACCGAACCAAUUCCUGCUUUCUUUCUGCUUUUAGUUAAAACAACAAUCAAUCGACUUAGUUGGCUAGAUAAUAGAUAAUCAUGGAGUAGGCAGUAGAUCUAGACCCCGGGUUGAUAUUUAGAACUUGCCACUUUACUGCAUUCUCGGACUGCGAUUACACUUGGUCGCAGUUUGGUGUUGUGUUUUGGCGUGUCAGUCCACAAAUUUGUAUCGACUCCCCGGAGAAAGGUCUUCAUCCUUUUCUUCCAGGCUGUGUAAUUUGACCCCGUGAAAAUCGGUGGAUGGUUGUAAGAUGCAUGACCAAAGUUGGUGGAGGCCAUCGAUCUGGAUCUUCUCUUGGCAGUAAUGAGCUCGAUCAAGGACCUGCUCUUAUACCACUUGUAAACAGGAAAUGCUCUCAACUCAGUUAGGGAUUUUGACCAUAAAAGUCAGCAGAAGAACAACCAAAACGACUCAGACAGAAAUGGUCUUUGCUAUGUAGUAAGAGAUGGAUUCAGUUGGGUCAAGAUUAAAUAAGCCCACAGAUCCGAAAGAAUCAAAUCUGGGCUUAGUCCCAACAGGCCCGCUUUCAGUUCAGAGAAGGAAGAAGGAAACACAUCUUCUUCUUUGCUGAAUCAAAAACAAAACCAAAAUGAAACAGAACAGAGGCAGCUUGCAGCAACAAGAAGAAAGGAAACAGAAGGUAAAGAACACAACGAGAUUUUUAACGAGGUUCACCACAGGGUUACUCCUCAUCCCGGGAUAGUACCACUAUCCCGAGAGACACUUUUGAUUUUCUUUUAGACUCAAGCAAAGAAGAGAAAAUGAUUACAGACACAAGUGAGAAAAUCAAAAUGCAAAAUUGACAGACUCGAAUUCGCACAAGAAUUCGUUACACCCUUUGAUCUAGCUGAACCUCUACCCCAACACAUAUCAAAGCCACUGAACUAAAGACCCAACCCUUUGCCCUCUAACACAAAGAAUCCUAGCUCGUGUUUUAGUGCAUUGACCCUUCCUCUGCUGCUUCUUUAAAUAGCCUUCCAAGAGAGCCGUUAAGUUUGAAUCUUGAGCAGAAAUGGAAGGUUGAGCAGAUGGUAAUUGAAAUCCCUGAUUGAUCGAUCUGCUCCCCCUUAAUUUGUGCUUCAAUUAUCUUGGCAAUCUGCUAACUUGAUUUGUGCCAUCUCAACAGACAUUAAAAAGACUUUUGAUUCAAUCAACUAGGAUUAUCUGUUUUGCCUUCUUGAUCUUAUGAGAUUUUCAAUUAAGUUUAUCAACUGGGUUCGAUAAUGUGUAACUUCAACCUACUUCGGUAUAACUAUCAAUGGUGGUUUACAAGGUUAUUUCUUUACACAUAAAGGUAUGCGUCAAGGUGACCCGCGCUCAACCUACUUGUUUAGCAUUUCCCUUUAGGUUUUGUCUUCGUUACUUGAUAAAACUCUACGGACAACCAACUGCCUUACCAUCCACAAUGCAAAGCCUUUCAUGGUUGCCCCUACCUUUGUUUUGCCGAUAAUCUUCUUAUAUUUAUUAAAGGUUCUGCUUUUGAACUCGAGUGUGUUUGUCGAGUCUUAAACCAGCUCUCCUCCUUUUCUUGUCUUUUUUUUCGUAAUUGUUCCAAUUGUGCCAUCUACUUUGGUGGUACUCCGCAUAAACUCAGAACGAUUUUACAAACAGUUAACCAAAGGUUCUACAACAGUUAACUAUUGAACCAAGAAUCACCAAGUUUUUCGGUUCAACUUUCCAAUCCGGUUAUGAAAACAGAGGUUGUAAAUAAACGCUCGAAAAAUAAGUAUUUUUUUUCAAUUUAUUAAUUGUAAAAUGAAUAGCUAAUAAAAAAAAAGUACCACAUAUAAGGUAAAAUAUCACAUUCAUUUAUAACGUAACGUACCGGUAAAAAGUCAAAGUUUCGUCAAACACGAUGAUUAUGAAAUGGAUUGUGUUUUCAGCCAUUGCUUAAUUCAAUUGCCAUAUCCUCAAACACCUCUUCAAUUUUUUGUCAACUAAAUCAUUAGUGAAUCCCCAAAUUCACUGCCCAUGAAUUUAAUUCCCCCCUUCAACAUGAAUUCAACACCCUCCGUUUCCAUCACUAUAUAUAUAUAUGUUGUUCUUAGAGGCUGAUGUACACAAGUAUAACAAAUCUCAAGAGAGCCUUCUGAAUACCAAUGGGCAUGCAGUAGAAGAGUACAAGGAUUCUUAAUCCUUAUCAUCAUCAUCAUCAUCAUCCUCGUCAUCACAAUUCACAGGGGUAAGGUAAGAAGUAAGAACUAUAAGAAUUAUCAAAAUUAAAAAAAAUAAAAAAAGAAAUAGUAAUUCAUCCCGUGUAAAAGGUACACAUACUCACACAGCGUUAGCCAUCCUUUUACAAUUUAUGUUUUUCUUUUAUUACAAUGAUAUUGCCUUUCUUCUUCUCCUCCUCCCUUUGUCUUUGACUGUUCGUCCACGACAAUAAUUCGGGAAACAACCUGAAUUCACAUUAUUCUUAUUAUUUUUGUUCAAAAAUAAAAUAAGAAUAAAAAUAGACGCGGCAGCAUGUCGUCUAUAUAAAAGCCGAAAAAUCUUGAUGGCUGCGAAGCAAAAAAAUUGCUUAUUAGAGAGCAGAGCAGUAGGGUUUUCUCUCUUUUUUCUCUCAGACCCAGUAGUACGCAACGCAGUCUUGCUUGCUGGCUGGCUACCAUUUCCUCUCUCUCUCUCUCUCUCUCUCUCCUUCUUCUCCUCUCUCAAACCUCAAUUCUGGUUUUGCUUCUCUGGCCGUAGAAAUAAAAAAAAAAAAAAAAAAGAUAAACGAACCCAUAUAACAGAAUUUGUCAUUUUGGUUGGUGAAUUCCACUCAUGGGUAGGGAGGACAGGCUGAAUCACUAUACUAGUUACUACAACAAUAACAAUUACUACUGUUGGUCGUCGUCGACAGCGGCGGAGAUGGUGACGGGAGGGGACGGAGAGGCGGCGGCGGCGAAGAGGAGGAUGGGGAGGAGGAGGAGGAAGAAGAAGGAGGUGGAGGUGGAGGUGCCUGCAUGGCUGUCGGGGCUGAUGGGGGAGAGCUUUUUCGGGAGCUGUGUGGUCCACGAGGAGCGGAGGAAGAAGGAGAAGAACGUUUACUGCUUGCUCUGCUGCCACAGCAUCUGCCCUCACUGCCUCCCUGCUCAGCACCGCGACCACCCUUUCCUCCAGGUUAGGAGAUACGUGUACCAUGAUGUUGUUCGUCUAGGCGAUCUCGAGAAGCUCAUUGACUGCUCCUACAUCCAGUCGUAUACGAUAAACAGUGCGAAGGUGAUAUUUGUGAAGGAGAGGCCACAGACGAGGAGUGGGGGGAAGGCCGUCACUGCCCACAACGUCUGCUUCAGUUGCGACAGAAUCCUUCAGCACCCCUUCCAUUUCUGCUCCCUCUCCUGCAAGGUGAAUCACAUGGUGGAGGGAGGGGAGGAGCUGGGCAGCAUCCUGGUGAUGGGCGCCGGCGGAGGAACAAUGAAUGAGCCAGUAGUUGACGACGAGGAGGAGGAUGAUGGUGCAGCAGCAGCUGCAGCUGGGUCGGAGGACAUGGCGUUCUCGCAGUUCGAGGAUUUGAGGAUGGACAGCUCUGAGAUCACUGACGACGAUGAAGCUGCUGGCGGCCAAGCCCAAUUAUUCAACUCCAUGCCGCCCUACCACCACCGCACCGUGGCCGAGGCCGACCCAUCCUCCACCGCCACCAAUCAGCUGACGAGGAAGAAGAAGAAGAAGCACGGCCCAUCUGGGGGUUUCCUGCAAGCUGCUCUCUCCUUCGGGAGCAGGAGGAAGGGCGCUCCUCACAGGGCUCCUCUUUCUUAGUUUAGUUAUAACUAAACUAACUAUGCUCGCUCUCCCUCUCUCUCAUCGAUCGGUUGGUUGGUUAAAUCAAGUCCGAAUAAGUUUUAGUUUCAGUAAUUGGAUUUGGAAGCAACCUUAACAAAGAAAAGAGAGGGAUAUUGGUGCACAAGUAGACUAGUAUGCAUUAUGUAAGGAAUGAACCAACCAACUGUAAUUCAUGCUUUGUAGCUAAUAUAAUUAAUAUGCCUAUUACUCUCCUGCUCCUGCAUCAUGCAAGUUGUUUUGGUUGGUACUUUUAGAUUAGACCAUGUGUUCAAUUAAAACCCAAUCACUCACGGAUCGUUUAGUAGGGAUAGUUACAAUGCAUCGUUUUUUUGAAUUUUUUUUUUCACAAACAAUAUAAGCAUUGUUACUUU
This is a messenger RNA of Linum trigynum, 8404 nucleotides long. The record is from the annotation of a GenBank genome assembly. NCBI's taxonomy places the organism in Eukaryota, Viridiplantae, Streptophyta, Magnoliopsida, Malpighiales, Linaceae.